UAUUAUCUAAAAUCUAUUGCAUUUGUUUAUUGUUAUCAACAUAAGGCUAGCUUUUGAAGUAAACAACAUACAAAUAUUGUAGUAUUAUCGAACAAGAUCAUAUUCAAGACACGUGGUGGUAUAUAUGUAUGAUAUAUGUUUCGUAAAGAACAAGGGGAAGGGUUGACUUACAAGUUACAAUUUACACCACCUUAACUAUUCUCUUCUUUUCAUACACUUGCCCUCACCUAACUCUGAAACCAUGCAACUCCAUUUACUCCUUCACACCAACAUUAAUACCAUGCACCUCAUUCAUUUCCAUUUCACCUGUCCACCACCUUCACUUCCUCCAUAAAUACCCACCACCGUUACCACCAUCAACUCACAACAUUCUUUCAGUCAGUGUACUUGUGAGAGAGAGAGAGAGAGAGAGAGAGAGAGAGAGAGAGAGAGAGUUAGUGAGUUAGAGAGAGAAAAGAUGGCAAAGCUGUCCUUUGUAGCAAUAUGUGUUUGUGCACUUGUACUUUUUGUGCAAAGCAAUGCAAGAGACGUACCUAGUAUCACCAUAAGUGACAAAACUCCCACCAAGGUAAACAUGGCGGCUGCCACCGCACCCGGUGGAGGAGAUGCAGGUGUUAAAGAUGAGAAGAACUUCAUUGCAUACGGUGGUGUUGGUGGUUUUGCUGGUGUAGGUGGAUACACAGGUGUUCUUCCUACACUUGGUGGUGUUGGUGGUCUUGGUGGUGCUGGUGGCGCAGGUGGUGUUGGUGGUGUCGGUGGUGCUGGUGGUCUUGGUGGGCUAGGUGGCAUCGGUGGUGCAAGUGGGCUAGGUGGGGCAGGUGGGAUUGGUGGUGCAAGCGGUCUUGGUGGUCUAGGUGGUCUUGGUGGCGGAGUUGGUGCAGUGAAAGGUGGUGGAAUUGGUGGUGGUAUCAUAGUUCCUUGAAUGGUUAAGAAUUUAGGGUUAUUUUGGUACCAAGUAUUGCUUGCAUGUUUGUUUUUGUACUUUUGAUUUCCUAGUUGUAUGAUGUCAUCGUUUUGUAUUUUUUAUUUGGUCUAGAGGUUAGGUUAAGUUGGUGAGUCUUCACAUGUUAUGGUCUUGUUGUACCUCUCUAUGCAAUUUCAAGAUUUUAUGCUAUUAAUCAUGUUAUCAAUUAUUACUUCUA
This is a messenger RNA of Helianthus annuus (common sunflower), 1142 nucleotides long. Its product is annotated as glycine-rich protein 23-like. The transcript has a single exon. The coding region runs from base 458 to 922 and encodes 154 amino acids. The record is from RefSeq and is a predicted model, not a curated record. Lineage: Eukaryota; Viridiplantae; Streptophyta; Magnoliopsida; Asterales; Asteraceae.